CCUGAGAAAGACUCGCAACGAGCAAUCCCGCGUACAAGUCGCGUUUCUCGGAGUCGUGUCCGCGAGAGAGAAAAACAACCGAUAUCUGCUGUUGGAUUCGUGAAAUAUAGAUAGAGAAAGAGAGGAUAUAGAAGAAGAAGAAGAAGAUCUGGGGUUAUUUCUGUAAAAAGGGAGAGAGAAAUGGGUAGAAAGGAGAAAGGGGCUUUUGCGUUUCUGUUGCUGUUGCUGCUGCUGACAUUUCAAACCUGCUCGGCUGCAGCAAACACGAAGCAAUCCAAGAAAAAGCAGGCCCUAUCACCAUCAUCAUCUUCAUCAUCCUACGGUGUAGAUUCCUCCGUCAUCUUCCGCGUCUCCGGGAAUGUAUACCCCGAGGGGUUAUACUAUGUUUCCAUCAGCGUUGGGGAUCCCCCUAAGCCAUACUUCCUUGAUGUCGACACAGGCAGCGACCUUACAUGGAUCCAAUGUAACGCCCCCUGCGUCAGCUGCUCCAAGGGUCCCCACCCUCUUUAUACGCCCGUGAAGAACAAGCUCGUCUUCUGUAAGGACCCCCUCUGUGCGUCCAUCCGCACCCUCAGCCCUUACAGAUGCGAGAAGCCUCUUGAUCAAUGUGACUAUGAGAUUGAGUACGCUGAUCAGGGUUCCUCUGUUGGUGUCCUUAUGCGGGACACUUUCUUACUCCACAUGGCCAACGGCUCUAUCGUUCAACCCAGUCUAGCUUUUGGAUGUGGGUAUGACCAACAAAGUCCUAGCGCAAGCUCCACUUCUUUGACUGAUGGAGUUCUUGGCCUUGGAAAUAGCAAUUCUGGCAUUGUAUCUCAGCUGCGAGAUCUGGGUCUAGUGAAAAAUGUGAUUGGCCACUGUCUCAGCGGACGAGGUGGAGGGUAUCUAUUCUUUGGAGACAGCAUCAUGCCUUCUUCAGGGGUGACUUGGACACCAAUGUCUCACAACCCAUUGCAUAAAUACUACUCUCCUGGUCCCACAAAUAUCAUCUUUGGAGAGCAGCUUAUGGGUGUUAAAGAUCUUCUGGUCGCUUUUGACAGUGGGAGCUCCUUCACUUACUUUGCGUUGCAGCCAUACCAAGCAUUCGUUUCCACAUUGAGGAAAGGUUUAUCUGGAAAACCAUUGAAAGAAGCGCCUGAAGAUAAAACACUUCCAUUGUGCUGGAAAGGGGCGAAAAAGUUCAAAUCCAUACCCGAUGUCAAGAAAUACUUCAAGCCCUUGAUACUGAUAUUUGCAGAUGGCAAGAAAGCUGUGCUUGAAAUACCUCCUGAAGGUUAUCUGAUCAUCUCCAAGGAUGGCAAUGUUUGCUUGGGGAUCCUGAAUGGCACUGAAAUUGGACUGCAAGAUCUCAACCUCAUUGGAGACAUCUCACUCCAAGAUCUCAUGGUAAUCUAUGACAACGAGAAGCAGCAGAUUGGAUGGGUUCGUGAAAAUUGCGACCGACUCCCCAACGCUGACGGUCAUGGCGAUGAUGGCUUCGAUGGUGGUUUUUCUCAGCCUUAUGUUGCAAGAAUGGGUUUCUUGACAGAUGAGCAUCCUGCAUCUUAUCCCCCCAAAAAAACCAAAUAUGGAUAGAACAAAACAAUAAAGAGAGGAGCUCCAUUCCUCUUUUCUUCACUUGCAAAUAUACACACACACAUUCACAAAUUAUAAAGAGGGGAAACAGGAGCUGCUUUUUCAAAUGCAUAACCAAUGUAGAUUUAAGAUAUUGUCACGAAAAGAAAUACCUGUUGGGUCUGUUUCUAGCUAGUGCUGGCUAACAUGUAUAGGGAUGGUGAUGGAUCUCGACCUCAAAUCACUGUAGGCAUGGGGAAGUAUGUGAUACUAGUAGUAUUAAUGACAUCUGAACCAGUAGCAAUCUUUGUGUAUGAAAAGGAAAGAAUAAAAAACACACGCUAGUAACUUCGCAAAUUGUUGUGUAGUAUGACUUUUUCUUUCCAGUGAAUCAGCUAUCAUCUGGAUCUUAAGAAUGCAUUCUGAAAAAAAUAAAAUCAAAGAGAUGGGUGGUUGUAUAGUA
Messenger RNA from Magnolia sinica, 2017 nucleotides. RefSeq names its product aspartic proteinase Asp1-like. Gene Ontology annotation, molecular function: aspartic-type endopeptidase activity. The transcript has 9 exons. NCBI's taxonomy places the organism in Eukaryota, Viridiplantae, Streptophyta, Magnoliopsida, Magnoliales, Magnoliaceae. Bases 181 to 1575 code for a protein of 464 amino acids. Gene Ontology annotation, biological process: proteolysis. The record is from RefSeq and is a predicted model, not a curated record.